Loxodonta africana (African savanna elephant) is the source of this 3762-nucleotide messenger RNA. RefSeq names its product sosondowah ankyrin repeat domain family member A (gene SOWAHA). The transcript has a single exon. Bases 1 to 1704 code for a protein of 567 amino acids. Gene Ontology annotation, molecular function: protein binding. NCBI's taxonomy places the organism in Eukaryota, Metazoa, Chordata, Mammalia, Proboscidea, Elephantidae. The record is from RefSeq and is a predicted model, not a curated record.
AUGGCGCUAGCCGCGGCCGCCGCUGCCGCGGCUGCCGGGGUGAGCCAGGCGGCAGUGCUGGGGUUCCUGCAGGAGCGCGGCGGGAAGGUGCGUAACUCCGAGCUGCUGAGUCGCUUCAAGCCGCUGCUGGAUGCGGGCGACCCGCUCGGCCGCGCCGACCGCAGGGACCGCUUCAAGCAGUUCGUCAACGAUGUGGCGGUGGUGAAGGAGUUCGACGGCGUCAAGUUCGUGGUGCUGCGGAAAAAGCCGCGGCCCCCACUGGGACCGCAGGCCCUGCCCUCCUGCGUCCCCAGCACCCCCUCCCCAGUGUCAAAGAUCACUUCCGUCUCACUGGGGACAACCACUGGUCCGGAGGCUCCAUCCUUGGGGUCGCCCCAGCAGGCAGAGGAACCACCAGAGGAUCUAGUCCCCCCACCAGAGCCACAGGAUCCCCCCGGGGCUCAGACCUCUGAGCCGGCUCAGCCAAGUGGAGAGCUGGGGAGCUUGGGUUCGGCGCACCAGUCAAAGGGACCCACGGACGACGGGGUUCCCUCCUCUGAGCUAGUCCAGCCUUUCAAGGGACUGUCCGCAGACGUGACCGAACCGUCUAGAGCACAGUCCGAGGCGGCCUCACCCCGCGCAGAGCUGCCAGACCCGGCACCUGGCCCGGGGACUGCCAAUGGGCCGCCGCCGCCCACUCCGCGUGCGCCGCCGCCGAAGCCGUGCAUGCUGCCGGUGCGCUGCUUCCCGGGCCCCGCCGCGCUCCGGGUCCGGGGCGAGGAGCACGGCCUGCGCCGACAGCUGUCGGAGGAGCCGAGCCCGAGGGGCUCCCCGCUACUGCUGCGGCGGCUCUCAGUGGAGGAGUCCGGAUUGGGCCUCAGCCUGGGCCCAGGACGCUCCCCGCACCUGAGGCGCCUGUCGCGCGCAGGCCCGCGUCUCCUGAGCCCCGACGCCGAAGAGGUGCCAGCCGCGCCGCCGCCGUCUGCCCUGCCCCUGGAGCCGGCCGAGCACGAGUGGCUAGUGCGGGCGGCCGGUGGCCGCUGGACUCACCAGUUGCACGGGCUGCUGCUGCGCGACUGCGGCCUGGCAGCCAAGCGCGACUUCAUAUCGGGCUUCACUGCCCUGCACUGGGCCGCCAAGAGCGGCGACAGUGAGAUGGUGCAGCAGCUGGUGGAAGUUGCGCUUCGCGGCGGCACGCCGGUGGACGUGAACGCACGUUCGCAUGGCGGCUACACUCCACUGCAUCUGGCUGCGCUGCACGGCCGCGAGGAUGCCGCGGUGCUGCUGGUGGAUCGCCUGGGUGCGCAGGUGCACGUGCGCGACCACAGCGGGCGGCGGGCCUACCAGUACCUGCGGCCUGGCUCCUCGUACGCGCUGCGCCGCUUACUCGGCGACCCGAGUCUGCGCGGGGCGACCGAGCCGGAUGUCGCCGGCGGCGGUGGCGGCAGCCUUGCGGCCCGGCCCCCAGUGCAGGUGGCCGCCACCAUCCUCAGCUCCACUACCAGCACGUUUCUGGGCGUCUUGGCUGACGACCUGAUGCUCCAGGACCUGGCUCGCGGCCUGAGGAAGUCCGGCUCCUUCAGCAAGUUCCUGGGCGCCUCACCCAUGGCUCCACGCAAAAAGACCAAGACCCGCAGUGGCCUUCCGUCCUUCCCAGAAGUCUCUCGUCGAGCCACUUCAGGGCCCCUAGCCGGGCUAAUGCCCAGCUUGCCCCCCACAACCUGACAGCCUCUGAGGCGACAGCUUGGUUGAUCCAGUUGGGCCUUUCCUCCACAGCCUAGGUGUGCCGUAAGCCGUGGCCCAGCACCCACUGUAUUCUGCAACACCCACUGUAUCCUGUUUCCAACUUUGUCCACUGCAGUCUGUUUUACCCAGGUGGGCCUAUGCCUCCAAGCUUCUGUCUGAGGUUAGGCCUGUCUCCGGAGCUGGAAUUACAGAUCUCAAUGAGAGUCUCCAAUGAGGAACUCCACAAUCUCUGGAGGACACUUGAAAUUUAGGAUCAAAGGUUAAGGGGGCAGCAGCUGGUCUGGCCCCUGCAUGAAUUAACCUGAUGCUUCCGCAUCUACACGCUCCCAAACCAGAACUAAAGCAAAGGCAGUGGUCUCUUUAAAUAUUGGAUUAUGUUGGGUUGUUUGUCAGCUUUAAAAUAGGUGGUGGUUUUGUAAUUCGAUGGUUUUAUCCUGUUUUUAAAUUAAAAUGAGGCAAAGCAACUUUCAUAAAUCUAACCUUGUGAAAUUAUAUUUUUCCAUUUUUAGAAAAAGUGCUCAGACACUUUCAAUCUUUUGCUAAGUAUUUUGGAAUUAUAUUUAAAAAAAAUAGAUCAAGAUAUAAAAGAAAUUAGUCCAAACCAAUGAAACCCUUAAAAAUUCAUCUACCUCAUUUCGGCAAUCAAGAUUCUGGAGAGUCUUGAACACAGAAUAACCAUUGUGACCAUUGUGAAUGUAAUUAAUUUCAGCUGUACUGUGAAUGCUAAGUAUUAGGAAACAAGUGCAUUUUGAGAGUAAAGCUAAUUUAACAAAGAAGGGAAAGGAACAUUUUGGCAAAUACUUUUAAUUUGUGGCUGUCUUUACAGAGAAAUGUAAACAUGCAUGUUUGGCACCAAUGGGUCGUUAUUUUGAUUUGGCAUGAAUAUUUACAUAUACUUUUUAAAAAGUGUGAUUUAUUUGUGACUUGCACCUUUGUGCCACACUUCUGAAACUGUGGUUCUCCAACCUGGCCCAGUCUUUCUGCACCCGAGGCAAAUAUUCAAGGGAAAAAAUGUCAUAGCAUUCUGCCAGAAACAAAACUGGUUGGGGUAUUCAUGGAUACAAUUAAGAGCAACAAUUAUAUAUAAAAGUUCUGUACAAAGAACAAGUACAUGAUAUCCAUUUUAAAAAGGCUUUUAAAUGCGAACAACUUCUUAUUCCAAAAUAGCAAAAGCCGAAUCUCUGCUCAUUGACCAUGGAAGGGUGCCUUAACAUCUCUGGACCAUUGUUCCUGAUCUGUAGAUUGAGAAGGUUUGUAGAUAUUGCCAAGAUUUCCCAGGUUCAACAUGGUGUAAUUUUAAUGCCACUUUUUCUGUUUUAAAAAUGUGGAAUCUAUUUGUUCACCCAACCUUUUCUUUACAUAUCAUAUUGUAAUUAUGCUCUGCUUUUUCAAAUUGUGUUUGCAUGUCAGUAGAUAUUAAAUAGUUUGGUGUGACACAAAGUAGUUGUUUCCUCUCCUUCCCCCUUCAUGUAUAUAAGUGAAGCCUUUGGAAUUAUUUCAGGCAGUCCUUUAUGGAAUGCCUUGACUUAAGCAUUGAAAUAAACAGUCUCCAUUUUGUUCCUACCUGUGUGAUGAUGUUCUUCUCUUAAACAUUCCACAGCUUUUGCUACUGUAUUUUUCUUUUCUUUUCCACUACUUAAUUUCUUCCUUUUCCCUUCAUCCUCUGCCCCUUUCAAGCAUUCUAUUAUUAAGAGUUUGGAUUGCUAUGCAAUGUAAAGAAGGCCACCACAUAUGGAUAUGGUAGCCAAGAACUGUAGAUAAAUGUAGGCCCUGAUGUGACCCUUCCCACCUUCCUUGCCUGAAACCCUGGCAUGUCUAGCUAACCUGCAUAAAUUAUUUUAAAAUGCAAAUUAAUUCUUCUGCCUCUGCAGAAAAAUUGUGGGAGGCAAUAAUUAUAGCAAUCUGAGCAGCUGAAGGUCUAGAAGACAGAAAAAAACUAGAGAUUUUUCAUGGUAAAAAAGAGGCCUAACAGACAGGGUGUCAAAGGUCACAGACACAGGUGCAAUCUUCCUUGAGAAGACAAAGUCUAAAUCAGCA